CUCUACGACCUCCUUCUAUGGCGGCAGGACUCUCAUUAAUCACAUUAACACUCAAACCACUCAACCGCUCUUCCUCUUCCUCCACUUCUCGUCUCAACCACCCUAGACCCGCCGCCGUUUUCCCUCCGUCUCUCCGAUUCAACGGCUUAAAACGCCGGAAGAUCCUCACCGUCUGUUUCGUCGUCGAGGAACGUAAACAGAGAUCUCCCAUGGACGAUGACAGACCGGAAAGCACGAGCUCUCUCGAGAUCUCGACGACGUUAAGGCUUUUGCAGAAAGCGGAGAGGAAGAAAUCAGAGAGAUUCACUUAUCUAAUCGCUGCUAUUAUGUCGAGCUUUGGUAUUACUUCCAUGGCUAUCAUGGCCGUUUAUUACCGAUUUUCCUGGCAAAUGAAGUUUUGUUUCGAUUUAAAAGGGAGUGAAGUGUCUGUGUCAGAGAUGUUCGGUACAUUUGCUCUCUCCGUUGGUGCUGCCGUUGGGAUGGAGUUUUGGGCAAGAUGGGCUCAUAGAGCUUUGUGGCACGCUUCUUUAUGGAACAUGCAUGAGUCUCAUCACAAACCUAGGGAAGGAGCGUUUGAGUUAAACGAUGUGUUUGCUAUUAUUAACGCGGUUCCUGCGAUUAGCCUUCUUAAUUAUGGAUUCUUCAAUAAAGGACUUGUUCCUGGUCUCUGCUUCGGUGCCGGAUUGGGAAUAACGGUGUUUGGAAUCGCCUACAUGUUCGUCCACGAUGGACUUGUGCACAAGAGAUUCCCUGUGGGUCCCAUUGCCAACGUUCCUUACCUCCGAAAGGUCGCCGCCGCUCACCAGCUACACCACACAGACAAAUUCAAAGGUAUACCAUAUGGGCUGUUUCUUGGACCCAAGGAAGUGGAAGAAGUGGGAGGAAAAGAAGAGUUAGAGAAAACGAUAAGCCGGAGAAUCAAACUAUACAACAAGGGUUCCACCUCUUAAUAGCUUCAACUCCAAUUUUACUUCUUUUGUUUUUUGUUUUUUUGUUUUUAAUCUGGUUUGACUAAUAAGUUGUUUUGGUAAAUAUAUAUGUAUUUAAAAAAAAAAUGAAAGUAGAAGAAGAGCCACGCUAAUUAGCAUUUGAGACUGCAUGUCAUGUCUCUUGAGGACAAAUAUGUAAGUGUGUUUUAUAAGAAGAAGGGUCUCUUUUUGAGUCA
This is a messenger RNA of Eutrema salsugineum, 1165 nucleotides long. RefSeq names its product beta-carotene 3-hydroxylase 2, chloroplastic. The record is from RefSeq and is a predicted model, not a curated record. Gene Ontology annotation, biological process: xanthophyll biosynthetic process; carotene metabolic process. Gene Ontology annotation, molecular function: iron ion binding; beta-carotene 3-hydroxylase activity. The coding region runs from base 18 to 950 and encodes 310 amino acids. Gene Ontology annotation, cellular component: chloroplast. The transcript has 7 exons. Lineage: Eukaryota; Viridiplantae; Streptophyta; Magnoliopsida; Brassicales; Brassicaceae.